AGUGGGCGGAAUGUCACGCGGCGGCAGCGGCGCCGGCAAAACUGCCACCGCGAAGCGAGUGCCGCCGCCCGCCGUGCCUGGCGACGCGUUUGGCACGCCCCAACACAGGCACUCGGGCUCCAGCUUCGGCUCGCAGGGCUACGCCUCGUGCGAGGAACAGCCGUACCCGCAGCCGCCAGACACACCAUCGCACACUAGAGAUGACCACUCAGACUAUGGCAGCACUGUGUCAGGGGUAUCAGGAGUCAGCGGUGCCAGUAGCAGUCUGGGCAAAAGUCCAGCUGGCGGUGGCACCUUUACAUUCCCACCACCGUCGCAGCCGCUCACGCACAAGGCUGCAGUCUACUACCACCACCAGCUAGCACUCAGCGAUGAUCAGGGCAUCGAUAUGACCCAGAGCCCAGGUCGCGACAGUCCCGGUUCAUCAUCAGGGUCGGCGGGCUCAGGGUCGGGCUCGCGGCACUCGUCCGCGUCGCUGGACAGCGGGCGCGCGUCGGGCCGCGUACCGCACCACCACCACGCCGCCUGCCACUGCGGCGACACCGCCGACCGGGUGCGGGCGAUGAUCACGCAAGGACUGCCGGACCCUGAUAUAAUCCACGCGUGGCUAGCAGAUCUCCAGAUGGAAGAAUACGCGCGUUUGUUCGUGGAGGCGGGCUACGACCUGCCCACUGUCACGCGCAUGACGCCCGAGGACCUCACCGCCGUCGGCAUCAAGAAGCCAAACCACCGCAAACGAUUGAAAGCAGAACUGGCCAAUCUGAACGUGCCUGACAACCUGCCGGAUUAUAUACCGGGUUCACUAGAGGAAUGGCUACGGCUACUGAGGCUGGAGGAAUACGGACCGGCGCUCGUAGCUCAGGGGUAUCGCACUGUACAUGACGUCACACAAUUAGCGUGGGAGGAUUUAGAAGAUAUGGGAAUCGUUCGGCUGGGCCAUCAAAAGAAAAUAUUGCUUGCUAUAAAGAGAGUAAAAGACAUUAGAGCAGGAAAGAGAAGUAUCAGCAAUCAGGGGUCAUUGGACUUCACGAGAAUACAACCGGGACAGGAUUUAUAUCCGAGGGAGCAUUACCAGCAUUGGGAGAGGCACGCGAGGAGUUACCAUAAGCCCCCCGACCUAAACUUUGACGCGCUCUCGGCGAACCUUUGUACCACUGAUUUGGUUCCUAUACAGAUACGCCAUCCGCGCGGCAAGUCCCUAGAAAGUCUCGAAGAUCCCUCAGAAAGGUCUUCGCAUACUACUUUUUCCCCCGAAGCGGGUUUCUACUACGGCGGUGGUCAAUGGAGAAGAUCCUACGACGAUGGAGACAUAACGCCUACAAACGACAGUUCUUACGAGGGGGGUGGUACAUUGCCUCGUCCGCGGGGUUUAGUGAGACCAAGACCAGUAGCUAAGAUUACCGCUACGCCCGCGUAUAGGGAUAAGUCGCCGGAUUACGCUUACGAUGAGAUCGCGUACUCGGCGAGAUUGCAACGCGUCGCUUACGGCGCUAGUCCUCACGUGGCUAGAAAACCUCCUCCAGAACCGCCUAAAAGGCAAAGUUCACAAUAUGCCCCUUUCACCCGCUUCGGACAGACGACAGUGGAGAUUCACCCAGAGAAGAGUUUGCCUUUGAGUUUACCGGCGUAUCCCAGUUCGGAUUCUCUGUCAGUUUCUUUGGACAGUACGGGGUUGCUACCACCUCCCCCGGCGCCGAAUUCCCCGCCCAGGAGGUACGACGAGGAUAAACUGAGGACCGGAUCCGAUGCCAGUUUUAAGUCGAGUUCGAGCACCGAAUCCGACAGCAUACCGUUCGCAAACGAGAACGCCGGCACGAUAAAGCAGAACCGCAGUCAGAUAGGCGGCCGACCCCACACUGGCGACUACGGCCGAGCACCCCCCCACCCCCUGUCACAUCCCCGAGCGGAUAUGAAACCCCCCACCCCUUCCCCGGCUUCGACCCAUCACCAUGACAACUCAGAUAAAAGCACGGAACCAGUAGAUGUCCUCAACGAUAUAGGCAAUAUGCUAGCCAACCUCACAGAUGAAUUGGACGCGAUGCUAGAGGAGGAGAAACGACAGGGACUCGCCGAUUCCUAA
This is a messenger RNA of Chilo suppressalis (striped riceborer), 2080 nucleotides long. The record is from the annotation of a GenBank genome assembly. Lineage: Eukaryota; Metazoa; Arthropoda; Insecta; Lepidoptera; Crambidae.